Molecule: messenger RNA, 827 nt
Organism: Pelagomonas calceolata
Lineage: Eukaryota; Pelagophyceae; Pelagomonadales; Pelagomonadaceae
Source: the annotation of a GenBank genome assembly
AUGCACCUCACAGUUUUACACAACGACGUCCGCGUCGCGCGCCUCGAAGGCGCCCAGGACGUCCCCCCCCUCCUCCGCCUCGUCCGCGGCCCGCUUCGCCGCCGCCGCCGCCGCGCGCCGCGAGUUCUGGUCCUUGACCUUCUUGAGGCGCGUGAAGUCCUCCCGCUCGAGCUCGUCAAGCUCGGACGUGAUGUACGAGAGCGUCGCCUCGAUGCGCGGGAUCGUCACGUUCUCGAGCGCGUUCACGCGCCGGUUCGUCACCUUCAGGGCCUCGUCCAUCGUCACGAAGGACGUCUGGAGCGAGGCCAGCUUCACGAGGAUCUCGAGCAGCGCGCCGAAGCGCGCGCGGCACUCGCCAAUUUUGGUACCGCCGCCGCCGAGCCCGAGCGUGUCGAGGUGGUCCGUGCCCACGUCCGCGCGGACGCGCCGGAACACGGGGAUCUUGACGCCCGCGAUGUUGUCGGUGCGGCCCUCGAUGCGGCAGCUCGCCUCGAAGGAGCCCUCGAGGACUUUGUUUUUGAAGUCUCCCGCGGCGUACUGCGCGGCCGUGAGCGAGAAGAACGCCGCGCCGCAGGCGUCGGCCAUCGUGGCCUUGGUCGCGUAGAUCUCCUUGGCGAUGCCCUGGAAGCGCGCCUUGAGCGCGUCGGCCUUCUUCUUGAGGAGCUGGUGGCCCUUGGUCGCGCCCGUCCUCUUGGUCUUGUAGGUCUGGAGGGCCAUGCGCGUGGGCGGCACCUGGUCGGCCAUCGUGCGGGGCGCGCAGCGACGGGAACGCGACCGCCGGCGCUGCGGGCCGACGCGCGAGGACACUGGACGUCCCAGGGCUGAAG